Molecule: messenger RNA, 4591 nt
Organism: Malaclemys terrapin pileata
Lineage: Eukaryota; Metazoa; Chordata; Testudines; Emydidae
Product: cdc42 effector protein 2-like
Exons: 1
Coding region: 273-992 (239 amino acids)
Source: RefSeq, a predicted model, not a curated record
UGCCCCCCUCGGACGGCUGAGGGGGCGGAGAGCGCGGCCGGUCGCCCCGACACCGGGAUUCUGAGUUGCCGUGCUGACCGGGGGUGCCUGCGCACGGCUGCAGGGAGGCAGUGGCUGUUUGCUAAACCCCAGAGGAAGGGGACGUCCCGGGCCGGCCCUGCGGGCGACUUAGCUCCCAGCUGGGCACCAGGGAGCACCCGCCGGGCCGGGGGGACUAGUCCCCGGGGGCGCCUGCCAGGCCUCAGAGCCCCUAAGGGAGCAGGGGCCCCACCAUGCCAGCCAAGACCCCCAUCUACCUGAAGACCUCGACGCCGAAGCGGGGCCGGAAGCUGCGGCUGCGGGACGUGCUGUCGAGCGACAUGAUCAGCCCGCCGCUGGGGGACUUCCGGCACAGUGCCCACAUCGGGCCGGAGGGCGAGGGCGACAUGUUCGGGGAACUCUCCUUCCUGCAGGGCAAGUACGACCUGCUGCCCAGCCUGGGCCGGCGCCUGGCCUCGCAGAGCGCCCAGGCCGUGGGCCACGAGCCGGCCCGGGGCCCCACCGCCAGCGGCUACCGCAGCCUACUCAAGAGCGCCGUCUCCCUGCCCGUCUUCAGCGGGGAGCCCAGCCCGGAGCAGGCACCCCCCAAGCCGCCCCGGCUGCACCUGGAGGAGCUGCCCAGCAGCCAGCGCUCCAUGUCCGUGAGCUGCGGCGAAGGCUGUUUCCACAGCGGCCAGGGCCUGGCCUUCUCCUCCAUCUCCCACUACGACCAGCUGCCCUCCUCCGUCUCCUUCUCCGCUGCCUCCUCUGAGGGCUCCUUCCCGGGCCCCUGGGGGCUGAGCUACGGCGCCCGGGCCGGCACGGACACCCAGGAGCCCCCGUACUCCCCCGGGGCCUCUGUCCCGCGCUCCGAGUCCCUGCUGGGGCUGGACCUGGACCUGGGCCCCUCCAUCCUGGACGACGUGUUGCGGAUCAUGGAGGAGUACAAGCUGCCCGGCGCCAAGGCCCUGUAGAGCCGUCCCGGCAGCCCCUCCAUGCGCGGGCGUGCUGCCCACUCAGAGAACGCCCUGACCUCUGUGCCACCCACCGCCCCACACUCCCGCGCUGGGCCCACAAGGGGCACCGCGGCUCUGGCCACCUGGGCUCUGUGGGGGGCCUGCUGGGCCUGGCCCCCGGAGGGGACUGGGGCACGGCUUAGCCCCUGACCCAGCGCGGCUCAGGAACUGGCCUUGGGCAUCACCUGGCGGAGGAGAACACGGCGCAUGGACGUUCUCUCCAGCUCUGCCUGUCCAGCAACAGCAGCUCGACUUCAGGAAGUUUCAGGCCUUCAGCGCUCCCUGCCCGGCUCUGCCCCCGGGCGGGCUGGGCUCGGGGCCGGCGAGGAUAUGGGCUGAGCUGUGCGCCAUGCGCCGAGCUCCUCGUUCUGCGGCAGCCAGAGACUCGCAGGCCCCGUGGAAUGUGCUGCACCAGCGGGGACGCUCCUGGCGCUUUGCUGCUGCGCCGGCCCGGAUCCAGCCCUGGCCUGGGACCCAGCUCGGGGCUGCGGGAUCCUGCCCCACUGGGCACAGAGCCCAUAUUUAAACACUAACCCCCCACCCCCCAGUGUAACCGCAGACCCCUCCCCCCCCAUGUCCCUGCCUCCUGCCAUGGGCCUUGGCUGGCCGCUGACCCUGGUGGGGGGGCUCCUGUACGCUCCAGGGCCAGGGAGACCCCGUGGGAUUCUCCACAGGGGGAAGAUCUGGGUAUGUUCCCCCCCCCCCCCAGUCACUGCGGCAGCAUCCUUACAUCUGACCCCGCUCCCGCAGGGAGGGGCUGCCCCUGUCCAGCGCCCUCCCCCACGCCCCUGCGCACGAGGACUGGGGACUGCCAGGGGGUGAGGUGGGAAAGGACGGGGAGGUUUGGUGGCUGGGAAGGGGACUGGGGAGAACACACACCCAUGCACACACAUUCACACUCAUACACUCCCUGCCCCCCCCACACACCCAUACUCUCACACACCCCUACACACAAACCCACACCCCCCUACACAGGGCUGCCGAGAGCGGGUUCGGGCCCCGGUGAAAAAAAUUUUUCGGGCCCCCCAGCAAGGGCAGACCGGCUAAACAGGGCCGCCAAGGGGGGGAAGCCGGGCCCCAGUAAGGCAACGAGAGGGGUGGGAAGCCGGGCCCCCUUCCAGCCCGCCAGGCCCCGGUAAUUUGUACCGGCUUCCUCCCCUCUCGUCGGCCCUGCCCCUACACACACUCACUCUUACCGUUCUUGGGUUUGUUUGCUGCCGGCACCCAGCCGCUCCCGCAUCUCCGCCAGCAGAGACUGCGGCCCCUCCGGCGUGGCCAGGCUGAAGGACGGAGCGGUCCGGGGUAGCACACCUGGGGAUCUGGCACCAAACCUUCCUGCCCCCUUGGGAGGGGGCCGCCCCACAGCCACAGCCGGGCCCCCCAGGUUCUGCCCUGGGCCCCUGCACCAUCCUUGGCAAAUCCCAGCUGGUGACGCCCGCCCCUCUCACCACAGACCUGGUGCUCCCUGCUGGCACGUGGCUUCACGGGGGAUCGUCUGGCUUGCGUCUAGUUCUGGCCCUUCAGCAGCUCCUGCCCCUUGGAGAACAGCUCCCGUCCUCCCCUCGUGAGCCCCCUGCAGCGCAUCCCCCUGCGCCCAUCACCGUGGCCUCUGAACCCCUCGCUCUCCUACCACCUGGAGUCGUGUGUCAGCAAUGAAAGUGUUUCAUCCCCGGGGCCUGCGUCCUGUGAUGGAGCCCAGCCCCCAUGGGCGCCGCACGGCCAGCGAGUGACCCGGGCUCCCGACCGGCUGCGCCCGAACGGGUGGGACGCAGGGCAACCGCCGGCAUGGGCUCUGCCCCGGGUGUGCCCCAGCCCCAUGGCUCUGCCUCCUCAGGUGCGAAACAGGCCAGAGCCCCCCGCAGAGGUGCCUGGGAAGGGGAGAGUCCCUCAGCCUGAGCGGAGCUCGAAACAGCCCCCGCCUUGCCAGGAGGGUUGGUUUCCCGGGGCUCUGUCCUGCUCUCCGGUUCGUCUCUGGGCCCCCAUCGCUUUGCCCUCACAGCGCCGUGUGAGGCAGGGCCACGCAGCUCCACGGAACCAGGACUUGGCCCAGGUCUCCAGAGUCCCGGGGCAGAACCCUAACCGCUGGGCCACCCUGCCUGUCCGCUCCGCGGAGCGCGCCCAACCUGGUCUGCGGAGGGUUGAGUCUCAGGACCAGGCCUGGGUCCCCAUCACAGCUCUGGGCGGUCACUCGGUUUAAUGACACCGCUGAGCCCGAGAGGCAGGGCUUGGCGCCCGGGGAGAUGCCAGCGUGGGGGCCUGGGGACAAGGAAUCAGGCCCCACGAGCCACAUUUGGCACCAAACUCCCAGGCCUGAGCUAGCCUCAAAGACACACCAGAGUUACGGACACUGAUUCUUCUACAGCGGAGAACAGAACCCAGGAGUCCUGGCUCCCAGCCCCCCCUGCUCUAACCACCAGCCCCCACUCCCCUCCCAGAGCUGGGGAGAGAACACAGGAGUCCUGGCCCCACCCCUGGGAAUUUGACCCACUCCUUUCCAGAGAGGGCGGUGAGUGUCACUGUGGGUGGCUGUUUGCCCUGGAUGACUGGGGCCCUGGCAUGCAGCGGGUGUGACAGGGCGCCCGGCCUGGCAUUCCUCGCUGCCCAGUGCACAAUCCAGCCCUUUCUGUGAGCUGCAUUCGCUGGGGGGGGGGGGCACCUCCUUGGGACCAUGUGAAUGAGUCUGGCCGCUCCAGCGUCCCAGACUCUGACGCACUCAGACGUGCCCUCGUGCACGGUGAUGGCAUGAGAGCCGUGCACAGCUCACCACAGCCACAGGCCAUGCACUGCAGGGCUGACACCCCCCAAAGAGCCUGGGCUGUUAUUGUAGGGUCUCCCAUGCCCCCCGGGCUGCGCACACGGGGCUGUUGUCGUCGGGUCUCCCGUGCCCCCCGGGCUGCGCACACGGGGCUGUUGUCGUCGGGUCUCCCGUGCCCCCCGGGCUGCGCACACGGGGCUGUUGUUGUGGGGCCUGUUCUGGGCUGCUGACCCUUUCCGGAGAAUGGGGCUCAGCCUGGCCUGUGAGGGGGCAGCUGACCCCCAGCUGAUCCCACACUAAGCAGUAAUGAGCAGUAACGAGCCCAGCUGCGGCAGGGGCGAAGGAAGGGCCUGGGGAAGGAGCCACAGGCCGUGUGACGAAGUGGGACUGUUCUUAAUGUUUUCCUCAGUUUCCCCUAUGCAGCUCUUCAGUCUCUAGGGGGUGGGAUAAGGGUGUAUGGUGGCUGCAGAGCAAAGGGCCAGGGUACAUAAAUGCCCGACACUCUGUCUCCUAGCAACUGAUGGCCUGGGCCCCUCCUCUGCAAAGGUGCCAACUGAAGGUGUUGGAGACAAAGGGAUCAGGUGACCUCCCGGCCCGGGAAAGAGACAAAGCCCAGAGAAGGAGGGACUGGAUGGGGGUGGAAGUUUGGAGCUAGCUGGGGACUGGAAGUGAGGGCAGACGGGGGUCUGCCUCACUGGGCCCCGGAAUGGACCCGGCCGAGGGGUCCCGUUCGCCGCUGUACCUACAAGCUCUGUUUUAGACCGUGUUCCUGUCAUCGAAUAAACCUCUGUGUUACUGGCUG